AUGAAGACUUCUAAACGAAGGAAUAAUGGACGAAGCAAGAAGGGACGCGGUCAUGUGCAGUUCGUUCGCUGCACAAACUGUGCAAGAUGUGUGCCUAAGGAUAAGGCGAUCAAAAAGUUCGUCAUCCGAAACAUUGUAGAGGCAGCUGCUGUCAGAGAUAUUGCUGAUGCCAGUGUUUAUGAUGUGUAUGCCCUGCCUAAGCUAUAUGCUAAGUUGUUAUACUGCGUUUCCUGUGCAAUCCACUCCAAGGUUGUCAGAAACAGAUCCCGAGAAGCCAGAAAGGACAGAUCACCACCCCUCAGAUUCAGACCCAUGAGGGAUAAUGCUGCACCCCGCCCAGGAGCCCCUGGAGCCCCAGCACAGACGCGUUAACUCUGUACUCAAUAAAAUGUGAUCAGUCUUAACCCUC
Molecule: messenger RNA, 409 nt
Organism: Saccostrea echinata
Lineage: Eukaryota; Metazoa; Mollusca; Bivalvia; Ostreida; Ostreidae
Product: small ribosomal subunit protein eS26-like
Exons: 4
Coding region: 1-372 (123 amino acids)
Biological process (GO): translation
Cellular component (GO): cytosolic small ribosomal subunit; ribosome
Molecular function (GO): mRNA binding; structural constituent of ribosome
Source: RefSeq, a predicted model, not a curated record